Quercus robur (English oak) is the source of this 402-nucleotide messenger RNA. RefSeq names its product pentatricopeptide repeat-containing protein At4g21065-like. The record is from RefSeq and is a predicted model, not a curated record. Gene Ontology annotation, biological process: RNA modification. Lineage: Eukaryota; Viridiplantae; Streptophyta; Magnoliopsida; Fagales; Fagaceae. The transcript has a single exon. Gene Ontology annotation, molecular function: RNA binding; protein binding. The coding region runs from base 1 to 402 and encodes 133 amino acids.
AUGGAUUUUAUAGAGAGGAUGCCCAUUGAGCCCAAUGUGAUGGUCUGGCAGACCUUGUUGGGAGCAUGUAGGGUCCAUGGCAACAUUGAGUUAGGAGAGAUUGCUGCCCAGAAAAUUCUUUCAAUUAUGCCCGACUACUCAGCUACCUAUGCACUUCUAUCCAACACGAAUAUCGAGAAAGGGAGCUAUGAAGAUGGUCUUAAUUUGAGAGAUACGAUGAAAGAGCAAGGCGUGAAAAAGGGACCGGGAUAUAGUUGGAUUUCUGUCGAAGGUAGAAUCCAUAAAUUUUAUGCAGGUGAUCAACAACAUCCUCAAAAAGAGGCUAUAUAUGCGAAGUUAGAAGAGUUGAGGGUGAAGAUCAAAUACAUGGCUUAUGUCCAAGACUUGAACUCUGUAUUGUGA